UAUAAAAGCCUCCGGGCCCGGGCAGGCAGGGCGAGGUGAGCGGCGGCGGUUCUCCUGGCUGAGGCGCGGCAGCGGCGCUGCCUCUGCGCGGAUCGGCGGAGCAUGGAGGGCGAACGGGUGUGCUGCGGCUGCCCGCCCUUGGCGGCGCUGCCCUCCCGCAGCUGCUCCAAGGGCCCGCACGGGUCUGCGCCCUUCUGGAGACCCUGGGUGCCCGCGCAGGGCGAGGCGGGCCGGCGGCCCGGCACCGGGCCCGCUGUGGCUCACAGCCCCUGCGGGCUGGCGGAAGCCUCCCGAAAGCUGGCGCAGUACACGCACCCCGUCAGACUAUUUUGGCCCAAAUCAAGGUGCUAUGAUUACUUAUAUCAGGAAGCUGAAGCACUUCUGAAAAACUUUCCAGUUCAAGCUACAAUUUCCUUUUAUGAAGACUCAGAUAGUGAAGAGGAGGAUGAUGAACUAGAACAAGAUUCAAGAAUGGAAUCGGAUUGCUGAUUGCAAGAAAGGCCAAGGCUACUUCCAAGACAUCUUAAUUUAAACAUAAUAUAAAAAUGUAUUAUAGUAUUUUUAAAGAUAAUUUAUUUGUAUGUAAGUUAUUCUUAAUAAAACCAAAAUGUUUUGUAA
Dromaius novaehollandiae (emu) is the source of this 618-nucleotide messenger RNA. It is a transcript of the gene RIPPLY2, whose product is annotated as ripply transcriptional repressor 2. The record is from RefSeq and is a predicted model, not a curated record. Gene Ontology annotation, biological process: embryonic pattern specification; negative regulation of transcription by RNA polymerase II. NCBI's taxonomy places the organism in Eukaryota, Metazoa, Chordata, Aves, Casuariiformes, Dromaiidae. The transcript is spliced from 4 exons. Gene Ontology annotation, cellular component: nucleus. Bases 103 to 489 code for a protein of 128 amino acids.